This is a messenger RNA of Pieris napi, 1506 nucleotides long. RefSeq names its product aprataxin and PNK-like factor. Gene Ontology annotation, biological process: double-strand break repair. Gene Ontology annotation, molecular function: protein binding; DNA-(apurinic or apyrimidinic site) endonuclease activity; 3'-5' exonuclease activity. The transcript is spliced from 8 exons. Lineage: Eukaryota; Metazoa; Arthropoda; Insecta; Lepidoptera; Pieridae. The record is from RefSeq and is a predicted model, not a curated record. Gene Ontology annotation, cellular component: nucleus; site of double-strand break. Bases 156 to 1271 code for a protein of 371 amino acids.
UGUAUUUACCAAUUACCAUAGAGUACAUUAUAUUUAGGAUUUACUAUUUCAUCUGAGUCUAAUUUCUGUAAUUUAAAUGUUUUGUAAGUUUAUUGUUAAAUUCAAACAAUCUUUAACUAAUAUAUAACAAAUAUACAUAAUAAAAAGUAACUAAGAUGCCCGUCAAACUUGUUCGUACCGAUGUUGAUACCCUAAAAAAGAUUACACUAACUCCUGGAAGUCACAUUAUAGGAAGAGGAGAACUUUUAGAAGUGUUUGAUAAGCGGGUGUCCAGAAAGCAUGCAAAGAUUGAAGUGAACAAUGAUUCUAUUGUUGUUAAUGCUCUCCACCACAAUCCUGUAUUCUAUACCAAAAGAGGUUCCAGUAAAUCGGAAGCAUUAGCUUUAAAUUCUAUGGUAGUGUUGUCUAAUGGUGACAAAAUUGGGUUGUUACCCAGAACAUACUGGUUUGAAAUAAUUGUUGUGGAUGAAAAAAAUUCUUCAGAACAAACAAAUAAUAUUAAAGAAAAUAAAAAUGAAGAUGUAACAAAAACAUCGGAAGAAACAUUGAGUAUUAUAUCAUCUCAUGAUGACAACAUUCAGCAAGCUGAAAGAUUCCAAGAACCAAAUACUGAGCAAUUGGACAGCACACAAGAACCUAACUUGACUGCAUCACCAGGAAAACGAAGACGAAGUGCCUCAGAGGAUACUUUAAAUUUUGAUUCAGAAAGUCAAAACAGUGAGUCUGAUCCUAUAAAGAAGAUCAAAUUGGAGCCACCUGACAGCAGUUAUGGAAAUGCUCAGCAGGGGAUAAGUGAUGCUAACACGGCUUCCAGUUCAAGUGUUCAUCAAGGCAAUCCCGCAAGUGUUAGAGAAAGGUGUUACUAUGGGGCAAGAUGUUACAGACGCAAUCCAGUUCACUUGGUACAAUACAGUCAUCCGAGGGAUUCUGAUUGGGGAACAAGUGAUAGGGGUGUAUGCCCUAAUGGAGCGUACUGCACAAAGAAUGAUCCAAGGCAUUGGGAUACUCAUACCCAUCCACCAGGGACCACACGGCUACCGCAGCUACAAGGUAAACCUAAGACCAAAAAGAAAAAAAAACAGAUAGAAGAUACAACCGAUGAAUCUGAUCAAGAUUUGAAUGGAUUAAAUAUAAGAGCUCGUCGGAGAAACAGAGGAGGUAGUGUAUCUGAUCCAUAUGGAUCAGAUUUUGAUCUUGAUUGUUCAGGGUCAGAGCCAGACCCCUAUGGGUCAGAUGAAUCAGAUGAAUGGCAUCCACUAGAUGGUAAAUAAAAGCUGUUAUAAUAAUGUCUCAUCUUUUUUUUAUUUCUUGGGCCUAGUCAUCAUUUUUAUUGUCACUAAUGUAUAAUUUCUAGACAUUACUCUUUAAGAUUGUAACUAAUAUAAUAUCAACAAAAUGCUAUAACUAAAUCGUGAUAUCUACUUAUUCUUGAUAUGUUCUGUUAAGUGAUCACUCAAGAUUUAAGUUUUAUACUAAGUUCUUUAAAACAAUAAAUUGUUAUACUUA